GGGAGAAUGUGAGCGGGAGGCGGGGGGGAUUCGGAGAGAGGCGGAGGCGGAGGCGGCAAUUCCGAAAGGAGCGAGGGAGGAUCAGAGACAUGUCGGUGUGAACCGGAAAGAGUCGGUGCAGCAAGAGGAAGAGGAGAGAGAGAGAGAGAGAGAGAAGAGGUUCACCAUGGACACACGCUUCACCAGGGGCAAGUCUCCCAUCCUGGAGCGCUCGAUAACUCGCCCAAAGACCGAGGUCAGCCUGAGUGCCUUUGCCCUGCUCUUCUCGGAGAUUGUGCAGUACUGCCAGAACCGGGUGUACUCCGUGUCCGAGCUCCAGAACAAGCUGUCGGAGCUGGGCCAGCAGGUGGGUGUGCGCAUCCUGGACGUGCUGGUGAUGCGGGAGAAGAACGGCAAGCGCGAGACCAAGGUCAUAAACGUGCUGCUCUUCAUCAAGGUCAACGUGUGGAAGGCCCUGUUCGGCAAGGAGGCAGACAAACUGGAGCAAGCCAACGAUGAUGACAAAACCUACUACAUCAUUGAGAAGGAGCCACUCAUCAAUGCCUACAUCUCGGUGCCCAAGGAGAACAGCACACUGAACUGUGCCUCGUUCACUGCAGGCAUUGUAGAGGCCAUUCUCUCUUACAGCGGCUUCCCUGCCAAAGUCACUGCUCACUGGCACAAGGGCACCACCCUGAUGAUCAAGUUUGACGAGUCAGUCAUUGCGCGUGAUAAAGCUUUGGAUGGACGCUAAGAUAUUCCACCACUGCCUGCGUCACUUUGGCAUGUGUAACUGCACCCUCCUCCCUUAUCCUUUUCUCAAUAAUUCCAUUUCUUUCCGCCACCAGCCCCCAAAAGACCUCAAAGCAGUGACUGUGCAGUGUUGAACUGACCUUGUCUCCACCCUGCUGCCCCCUUCUGACCAUUGACCAUUCCAACUGUGCAAGAUUCACUUUGGAUUCAUAUUGCCUCUCUUCCUGACUCUGUCCUGCAGCAGUGACCCUGACUUCUGGGACUUGCUGCAGGCUGUGCCCCAAUUAACCACACAUCCCCCCCCCCCAACCAGCCCAAUGUCUGCUAUCUGAAGUUAUGGGGGGAAAGUUACCAUAACAUUCUAAAAGAUUUAUGAAAUCCAGUGUUGGCGACAGUCACUCCUAUCUGAGAGGCUGCAGGAUUUAGGAACCAUUUCACCCAGUGUUAGUUGGCAGGGCCAACAGGACAGAAUUUUCCAGAGUUCUGUGUUAACUCAAUGAGAGGCACCAUCAUACUAGGGGAGCUGGUAUGGGGGAGAUGGGAAAAUGUUCUCUCUCCAAAAAGGGCAGUUCUUCUCUCAUUGGGACAGUGUAGAGGGAGCUUUAUUCUGAAUCUAACCUCGUGCUGUACCUGCCCUUGGAGUGUUUGAUGGGGACAGUGUAGAGGGAGCUUUACUUUGUAUCUAACCCUGUGCUAUACUGUCC
Messenger RNA from Carcharodon carcharias (great white shark), 1436 nucleotides. RefSeq names its product trafficking protein particle complex subunit 5 (gene trappc5). Gene Ontology annotation, biological process: endoplasmic reticulum to Golgi vesicle-mediated transport. The transcript has 2 exons. The record is from RefSeq and is a predicted model, not a curated record. Gene Ontology annotation, cellular component: TRAPPI protein complex; TRAPPII protein complex; TRAPPIII protein complex. Bases 167 to 733 code for a protein of 188 amino acids. Lineage: Eukaryota; Metazoa; Chordata; Chondrichthyes; Lamniformes; Lamnidae.